UUAAGAGCCGCGUGUCUCUCGGUGUUUCCUACAUGUUUCUCGAGAGCAGAGAAGUAAUAAGAAGUCAUGGCAAGAACCAAGCAGACCGCCCGUAAGUCCACCGGAGGCAAAGCCCCCAGGAAGCAGCUGGCCACCAAGGCUGCCCGUAAGAGCGCCCCGGCCACCGGCGGCGUGAAGAAGCCUCACCGUUACAGGCCCGGUACCGUGGCUCUGAGAGAGAUCCGCCGCUACCAGAAGUCCACCGAGCUGCUGAUCCGCAAGCUGCCCUUCCAGCGGCUGGUGAGGGAGAUCGCUCAGGACUUCAAGACCGACCUGCGCUUCCAGAGCUCCGCCGUCAUGGCUCUGCAGGAGUCCAGCGAGGCUUACCUGGUGGGUCUCUUCGAGGACACCAACCUGUGCGCCAUCCACGCCAAGAGGAUGAGUGGUCGUGGCAAGGGAGGCAAAGGACUCGGGAAAGGAGGCGCUAAGCGUCACCGUAAAGUUCUCCGUGAUAACAUCCAGGGAAUCACCAAACCCGCCAUCCGCCGUCUGGCUCGCCGCGGCGGUGUGAAGCGUAUCUCCGGUCUCAUCUACGAGGAGACCCGCGGUGUGCUCAAGGUCUUCUUGGAGAACGUUAUCCGUGACGCCGUCACCUACACCGAGCACGCCAAGAGGAAGACGGUCACCGCCAUGGAUGUGGUGUACGCUCUCAAGAGGCAGGGCCGCACCCUGUACGGCUUCGGAGGUUAAAUCACUGCCUCAUCUCACCUCAACACAACGGCUCUUUUAAGAGCCACACACAUCAACCAAAGAGCUCGUUUCUGCUAAUGUAACAAUAUUGAAUAAUACACACGUAUGUCCUUAAAAUACAUUUCCGUUCACAAAUACUUGGACAAGAGAAUAAUGU
This is a messenger RNA of Epinephelus moara (kelp grouper), 886 nucleotides long. Its product is annotated as histone H3-like. Gene Ontology annotation, molecular function: DNA binding; structural constituent of chromatin; protein heterodimerization activity. The transcript has 2 exons. Gene Ontology annotation, cellular component: nucleosome. Lineage: Eukaryota; Metazoa; Chordata; Actinopteri; Perciformes; Serranidae. The coding region runs from base 67 to 729 and encodes 220 amino acids. The record is from RefSeq and is a predicted model, not a curated record.